AUGACGAGUAGGCCAGCCAAGCCUUCCAUCUUCAAGUUGCGGUUUGAGGACAGCCGAGCGAAAAUCACCGAGGCUAGUAAGGUUAUCCGAGAUGCGGAUCGGCACGUUGAGGGGAAUGUGACAAAGAUUGCAGAGCUCUCGUCCAAGUUAGCCAAAGCUGAUAAGGCGUUAAUGAGUGUCGAGGAGGCUAGGGCUGUUGUAGAAGUGGCAAAGGAUGCGGUUUUUCGGUUUUGUGCUGCGGAGGUGGAGGCGGCCAAGAAGGAAGCCGUGGGCGACAACCGAUCCUCGAAGGAGUUCACCGUGCUGCUGGACAAGAAAGUCAUGGACCAGUGUGACGACCUUGUCUACUGGUUUAAGCGCUACAACGCAGACAAGAAGCUGAACCUGAACUUCCUCCGGGAUCCUCAUUCGAUGCCCGAAUGUGUCACAAAGGAGAUGGUAGAGGCAUAUAAGGGUGAAGAUGUCCAUGCUGACUCCUCAUAUGACACCGACUCGAGUAGCUAG
Molecule: messenger RNA, 504 nt
Organism: Prunus armeniaca (apricot)
Lineage: Eukaryota; Viridiplantae; Streptophyta; Magnoliopsida; Rosales; Rosaceae
Source: the annotation of a GenBank genome assembly